AUGGCAUCCAUUGCACCUCUGCGACAUGCCUUUCCCGCGGAGUGCUCUGUGAAGUGGACUGCGCUGCAGGAGCGGACGAUCAGCAAGGAGCAUCCGUUUGAGGAUGCGUCUAACGAGACCCCGGAGGCGUACGCUGCACGCGUGUACCUUCAAUUUCUGUGGCUCCCAGAGUCCAUUAUGUCCCUGCGCUAUCUGGUGCCAUCCUUCCUGCGGAUUAGGCCCGUACAGACCACCUCACCCGCCGCACCGCAUCCACUGCACGACGCCUUGCGUCCACUCUUGCUCACUCCACGGACGGCGUCGCAGAAGUACCAUACGCGUAUCAGCCAGAUUCUGGACGAAGAUGGUGGCUCUGGAGAUGCGGAGGAGGCCAUGAUGUGGUUCGCGUACAAGCAUGAGAAGAUCGACGAAGAGAACCCCGAGAACCCCGAGGAGACUGAGAUGGAGGCGGAGGAGCGGUGGAAGAACAGCUGGCUGGAAAAGAUGGAGCGACGAGAGGUCCAGGUCCAGGUCCUCUUGCUUUUCCUGCUACUCUCACUCCCUGGCGCUCCAGCACCCACAGGACCCAUGCGUUCUGCUCCUGCAUUGCCGCCAUCUUUGUCCCCAUCCAAGAUAAAGAAGCGUAAGCGGCGAGGAUCGUCUCCCGUUCCGCCACCCAUGUCGAUGCAAGACCGCCUGGAAUCGUUCAUGGACAAGAUGUCUAUGUGGCAACUCAUGUCGUCGAUAGACGAAGAGGAGGCUAAGAGAGCGCAAGGUGGACGCUCGGACGCCAAAGGUAAGCAAAAAGCCGUCGACGAACGGGACUGGAUGCAGAUCUUCUGCGAGGAUGUGGUCGAACCAAAGUUCAGAAGCUCAUUACCGGACUUCUGCGACCUUCUCCGAUCCAAGGUCUUCCAGACAUCGCCCUUUUCGGACGACUCGGACUCGCUGCUGUCACCUUCACCUCCCCCGUCCCCCCGACAGAAGAACAAGCGGCUGAAGUCCGCAGCGUCUGCCUCGUCCUCGAAAAAUCUUUCCAUGCCUGCACAGCGUGCACCACGCGCACAUGCGGAGAGCACAUACAAAGCUCAGGACCUGCAGCGCUCGCGCUCGCGAUCUCUAUCGGUCUCGCUGGAAGAGGAGCGUGCACGUUCACGUUCAGCCAGUAUCGGCACCGGCAACUUGCGGAGGCAACUUCUUUCGCGCGAAGUAAGCAUGACGACCGCGUUCAAGGGCAAGAUCAAGGCGCGCGAGCGCGAACAAGCCAGGCAGGCUGCAGCGCGCGCCAAGACGGUUCGCGACGAGACCAGGAAGACGAUACACGCCAGUGCUGCCGCGCACACGAAGAGCUCCAAGGGGGUCACGCUGGUCGCGGCGACGCCUGUCAAGCCGAAGACGCAGCAACGGCGCGAGGCCGCGCAACGUGACGGGGCAUCCCAGCUGCGCCCUAGUCGCAUUCCAUCUCCGCUAGCCAUGCGUAGCCUGGAAGGGAUUGUGGAUGACUCCGACGAGGAGGACUGGACCCUCCCUAGCUCCCCGGCCGUACUCACACUGCCGAACAGCUCACAUAACGUCGAUGUGCUGGAUUAUGAAGAUGAAGGCCACGAGAAGGACAGUCGGAUGCUUCUAGCGGGAACCCCGACGAAGCCACCGCGGGAUCGAGCACGAUAG
Molecule: messenger RNA, 1650 nt
Organism: Postia placenta MAD-698-R-SB12
Lineage: Eukaryota; Fungi; Basidiomycota; Agaricomycetes; Polyporales; Adustoporiaceae
Exons: 4
Coding region: 1-1650 (549 amino acids)
Source: RefSeq, a predicted model, not a curated record